UUUUUCCUUAACUUCUUAAUUUCAGGGUCAAACCGGACCUUGCUGGCCGUAACCCACCGACACGGUCCCUGUUCACCAAUCCCUAGCAAGACGCGCCCAACACUGGGUGAAAUCCUGCGCCAAGACCAACUGCGCGUCAAUUAUCUCCAGCAAGUGGCAUCACAUGGCUCCAGAGAAACCCGGGUACAGGAAUCCCAGACAAGCGUCCCGGCAAAACUUGGUUUUGCACUGGGCUCUGCUGAAUACGUCGUGACGGUCGGCUACGGCACACCCGAGCAAAACCAGACUGUGGACUUCGACACUGGAAGUGACAUCAGCUGGAUCCAAUGCCAGCCAUGCCCGGCCUGCUACCCACAACAAGAAAAUUACUUCAAUGCAUCUCAAUCUUCUUCCUAUGCUUCAAUCCCCUGCAGCUCUCCCGAGUGCUCGCUGUCCUUCCAACAUGCUUGCUCCAACUCUACCUGCAUCUAUGGCGUCACCUAUGGUGAUGGUUCCUCAACUGUAGGAUACUUGAGCCGUGAAACGCUGACACUAUCUCCUUCCGACAAGGUCUCAGGCUUCAUUUUUGGGUGCGGCCAAUCCAACAAGCACUUCAUUGGAAAGUUGGCUGGGUUGAUGGGGCUCGGUCGAGGCAAUCUCUCUUUAGUGUCCCAAACAUCUCAGAAAUUUGGCAAUGUAUUCUCCUACUGUCUCCCACCUACAGAAAGCUCUGCAGGCUACCUGACAUUUGGCGAGCCCGCGCCUUCUGCCGCCAUUUCAUACACACCGAUGCAUACCGAUCCCACCUUCUACGUCGUUAAUUUGACAGCAAUAAGCGUCGGGGGCCAGCAGCUGGCGAUCCAGCCUUCGGUCUUCUCGUCCGCUAUGUUUAUCCUAGACUCGGGAACCGUGAUCACCAGGCUACCUCCCUCGGCCUAUCAAGUCCUGAGGUCUGCUUUCCAGAGCUCCAUGAUGAAUUACACAAUGAGAAAGUCGUCUGGAAUACUUGACACUUGCUAUGAUGAGAAUGUGGAUAUCAAGCCGGCACCGGUUGCACUGCACUUCGAAGGGAAUGUCACAUUGAACCUCGAUGAUUCAGGCAUCCUCUUUGAUAACUGCCUAGCUUUCGCGGGAAAUAAGAAGGACAGCGAUGGAGGCAUCAUUGUCUAA
Messenger RNA from Phoenix dactylifera (date palm), 1149 nucleotides. The record is from RefSeq and is a predicted model, not a curated record. NCBI's taxonomy places the organism in Eukaryota, Viridiplantae, Streptophyta, Magnoliopsida, Arecales, Arecaceae.